Molecule: messenger RNA, 1447 nt
Organism: Dreissena polymorpha
Lineage: Eukaryota; Metazoa; Mollusca; Bivalvia; Myida; Dreissenidae
Product: neuronal acetylcholine receptor subunit alpha-6-like
Exons: 4
Coding region: 121-993 (290 amino acids)
Biological process (GO): nervous system process; chemical synaptic transmission; signal transduction
Cellular component (GO): synapse; neuron projection; membrane
Molecular function (GO): neurotransmitter receptor activity; transmembrane signaling receptor activity; extracellular ligand-gated monoatomic ion channel activity
Source: RefSeq, a predicted model, not a curated record
CUGUCUCAUUGGCCUCAGAACGAGGUCUGGAAACCUGAUAUCUCAUUGAAGAACUCAUUCCUUGACUACAAGGCACUGGGUGACAGCUCACUUUUAAUACAGAACAACUACCUUGGCAACAUGACAUGGACUCCGUUCCAGGUAUUUCAAACAACGUGCUCUUUCGACGUAACCUUUUACCCAUUUGAUAUCCAAGACUGCGAUUUCAAGUUCACGGCCUGGAGUUACACGAAAGCACAAGUAACUAUGCAGGCCGGGGAUAACGGAUUUGUCUUUGAUGAGUACGAGCCCAACUCGAAUUGGGACGUGAAAAAAUUCUCCUGGACAAUUGACGAAAAUUCGGAUGACUCGACCAUAAUAUUCACCGUCCGAAUUCAGCGGAAGCCAAUGUAUUUCCUGUUGACCGUUGUGCUUCCCGUACUGUUUCUGGCUGUCAUGGACCUUUUCACGUUCGUCUUGCCAAGCGAUAGCGGAGAGAAAGUCAGCUACGCCGUCACAGUCUUCUUGACCUUUGCCGUUUUCUUGACCAUAGUCUCUUCGACUCUGCCUCAGUCGUCCGACAAAGUGGCGAUCAUCGCUGUCUUCCUCCUGAUUCAAACUGGCAACAGCGCUGGCAUCACGUUGUUCGCCGUCGCACUUGUUCGCAUCAACAACUUCACAGAAUCCACCAGGAUCCCUUGCCCUCUCGUUGCUCUGAUGAACUUCUUUAAAUGCCGUGUAUGCAGGAGGAAGAACGAUGUGACGGAGAUGAAUAGCAGGAAUAACAAAGUGUCGGCGAUAAACAGGAGGAAGAGCAAUGUCGCGACGGCGAACAGGAGGAAAAGCAAUGUGACCGCGACGAAGAUGGAUUCUGAUGAAGACUUUAUGGAUGAAGAGCCGUACACGUGGAAGGACGUGUCUGACUUCCUGGACUAUUUCUGUUUCAUACUGUUUGUGUCCAUCCUCACUCUGUCUACUCUCAUAUGCCUUAACAUGGCCUCCGUUGGAGUAUAACAUCUAGCUGUUCUGAGUCUACAGCCAACAGUGAACGAUAUUAUCAUGAAUUUGAAUGUUUAUUGGUCUUUAGUAUGCUUCUUGUGGUUAUACGUUGUUCUUGAUUUAUUUGCAAUUUAAGUGUGAAAGUAGCCAGAGGCUUUUUGAAUGAUAUGGAAAAGACACGACUAUUUAUAAAAACUUGUCGGAAGAACAUCAUCUUAACAAAUAAAUAUAAUUCAUUCGUAUUCUUACAAAAUAUCAUAUAAACAUUUUCAAUCCAAUAACUCUUUUUGUAAAUCAACUGACAUAAAUGCAUGAACUUAUCUUUAAAGUGAGUGUUCUAGAAUGUUUUUUUCCCCUCUAAUUUAUAAAGCAUCUUUACAAUUCGCUGAUAAACAAAAUAAUUUGUGUAAUAAAUAUUUUUAAUUUCUGUGAUUUGUGAAAUGCUUGUUUAAGUAAUACAUGUUUCAUA